GGGGUAGUGUGUUAGGGGAGGAAAGAAAUAAGUUUGCUUAACCUGAACAAAAUAUAUAUAUAUACUUACACAUUUAAAACAUUUAUGUAUUUAAUACUAUCCGUAGUUUGCGAUCGGUUCUUUAAGUAACCUUUUUUUUUUUAUUUAUAAGAUUUUAUAUUUUGUUUUCAACUUUAAAAACAACUUCAUAAGUGGUCUUAAAGAUGAUUGACGCUGUUGUAUCAGGAUCUGAAGCCUUGCCCUUCCCUAUACAACUGAAGGCCCUGUUGGAUCAAGAGGCAAAAUAUCAGCCCAAACUGUGUGGAUUGAGGUUAAUUGAAUCGGCCAACGAUAAUGGCCUGAGAAUGACGGCCAGGCUGAGAGAUUUUGAAAUCAAAGAUCUGUUAUCUUUAACUCGGUUCUUCGGCUUUAGUGCAGAGACAUUCUGUCUUGCUGUGAACCUGCUGGAUAGGUUCUUGGCUCAAAUGAAGGUGCAACCAAAACAUCUAUCCUGCGUUGGGCUGUGCUGUUUUUACUUGGCUGUGAAAUCUGUGGAGGAGGAGAGGAAUGUCCCGCUUGCCAAUGAUUUAAUCCGAAUCAGCCAGCGCAGAUUCACAGUUGCAGACAUGAUGAGAAUGGAGAAGAUCAUAAUAGAAAAACUCUACUGGAAAAUAAAAUCUACUACUGCCUUGCAAUUGUUGCGGCUGUAUCACUCGCACAUCACUGAGCAAUCUGUCUCUGAAAGUAAGAAGCAGCUGAACAUUGAACGGCUUGAAGCUCAGCUAAAAGCAUGCCUCUGCUGCUUUGCCUUCUCAAAGGCAAAGCCCUCUUUGCUAGCUCUGGCUAUACUGGCUCUGGAGAUCCAAGAGCAGAAGCUUCAUGAAUUGGCAGAUUUGUUGCAGAGUCUCCAGCAGCAGUCCAAUAUUUCAUGCAGAGAGCUGUUCUACUGGAGAGAGCUGGUUGCUAAAUGCCUUGCUGAAUACUCUUCACCCAAGUGUGCCAAGCCAAGCAAUCAGAAACUGAGGUGGAUCGUAUCGGGGAGGACUGCUCGGCAGCUGAAGCACAGUUAUUACAGGAUAGCGCACCUUCCAACGAUUCCAGAGACUGCGUAAUCAAGAGAAAAGGUGCUGAUGUGGUGGUACUUGAUGCCUGAAGGAUUCAUUUGUUAAAA
Polyodon spathula (Mississippi paddlefish) is the source of this 1150-nucleotide messenger RNA. RefSeq names its product cyclin-G1-like. NCBI's taxonomy places the organism in Eukaryota, Metazoa, Chordata, Actinopteri, Acipenseriformes, Polyodontidae. The record is from RefSeq and is a predicted model, not a curated record. Gene Ontology annotation, molecular function: cyclin-dependent protein serine/threonine kinase regulator activity. Gene Ontology annotation, cellular component: cytoplasm; cyclin-dependent protein kinase holoenzyme complex; nucleus. The transcript is spliced from 7 exons. Gene Ontology annotation, biological process: regulation of cyclin-dependent protein serine/threonine kinase activity; mitotic cell cycle phase transition. Bases 204 to 1091 code for a protein of 295 amino acids.